Trametes versicolor FP-101664 SS1 is the source of this 1548-nucleotide messenger RNA. RefSeq names its product MFS general substrate transporter. Gene Ontology annotation, biological process: transmembrane transport. The coding region runs from base 1 to 1548 and encodes 515 amino acids. Gene Ontology annotation, molecular function: transmembrane transporter activity. The transcript is spliced from 11 exons. The record is from RefSeq and is a predicted model, not a curated record. Lineage: Eukaryota; Fungi; Basidiomycota; Agaricomycetes; Polyporales; Polyporaceae.
AUGGACGCGCAUACCGAUACUCAGGCAAGCGGACCGCCCGACCUUCGACGGGUGGAGUCGUCGAGUCAUGACAUCUACGACGGCGAUGAUUCGACGGUGGACCCCGUAUACAGGGCAAAAAUCAUGCUCAUCAACGAUGCAUUCCAGGAGAUCGGGAUGGGCAAAUACCAAAUCGUCACUGGGCUCAUCCUUACGCCCACUGUGAAUGAGUUUGGGUACCAAGGACCGUUCAUCAAGCUUGGCCAGGCCAUCGGCAUGCUCAUCGGCUGUGUGGUCUUCGGCGUAGGUAGCGACAUAUGGGGACGCAGGUGGUCUUUUAACUUGACCCUUUUCAUUACCGCCCUAUUCGCCAUCGCGGGAGGCGCUUCUUCCAACGCAGUGGCCUUGUGCGCUUUUGUGACAGUUUGGAGCAUCGGCGUGGGCGGUAAUCUGCCUGUGGACUCCGCCGUAUUCCUCGAGUUCGUCCCGGCAUCUCAUCAAUACCUGCUCACCACCCUCUCCGUAUUCUGGUCGAUCGGCCAGCUCGUCGGCAGUCUCAUCGCCUGGCCGCUCAUCUCGAACUUCUCCUGCGCCUCCGCUGCAGCCUGCCCGCGCGCGUCCAACCAGGGCUGGCGCUACUUCACCUACACCGUCGGCGGGCUCGUCAUGCUCCUCUUCGUCCUGCGCUUCUUCGUGUUCCACCUGUACGAGUCCCCGCGGUACCUCGUCGGCCGCGGGCGCGACGCGGAGGCGGUCGACGUGCUGCACAGGGUGGCGGCGUACAACGGGAAGGGGUGCCGGUUGACGGUCGGGAUGCUCGCGGCGGCGGGGGAGGCGGCGCGGCGGAAGAUGGGAGAGAGCGCGGAUGUGGAUGAGGUGCGGGAUGAGAAGGGGAAGGAGAAGGAGGUGGGCGCGGUGAGGGCGGGGCUUGCGGCGAGUCGGCAGGUUUUCAGUGGCAAGCAUGUCAAGGCGCUGUUCGCGACCAGGAAGCUCGCGCUGUCGACGACGCUGCUGAUCUUGAUGUGGGCGCUCAUUGGGCUCGCGUAUGCACUAUACAACAGCUAUAUUCCCUACUUCCUGCAGACGCGCGGAGCGGACUUCGGGGACGGCUCGGUCUACAUCACCUAUCGCAACCAAGUCAUCCUGAGCGUCGUCGGCAUCCCGGGCGCCUUCCUCGCGGGCUGGAUGGUCGAGCUGCCCUACCUCGGACGCAACGGCACGCUCGCGAUCUCGACCAUCCUGACGGGCGCGUUCCUGCUCGCGAGCACGACCGCGCGCACGUCCGACGCGCUGCUCGGCUGGAACUGCGGCUACAGCCUGACGAACAACGUCAUGUGGGGCGUGCUCUUCGCCGUCACGCCCGAGCUGUUCCCCGCGAAGGACCGCGGGACGGGUAAUUCGGUCGUCGAGCUGGGCGACCGCAUCUUCAACCUCUUCGCCCCGGUCAUCGCGUUGUAUGCGGACUUGACGACGGCGGUGCCGAUUUGGUUGUCUGGGGCGCUGUUCAUUGUCGCUGGCUUUCUUGCGUUCCUCUUGCCGUUUGAGCCCAGGGGCAAAGCGUCGAUUUAG